Molecule: messenger RNA, 4502 nt
Organism: Acipenser ruthenus (sterlet)
Lineage: Eukaryota; Metazoa; Chordata; Actinopteri; Acipenseriformes; Acipenseridae
Product: 5'-AMP-activated protein kinase subunit gamma-1-like
Exons: 13
Coding region: 213-1211 (332 amino acids)
Source: RefSeq, a predicted model, not a curated record
CUGUGAUUGUAGGCAGUGUCGAUGGUACUACCGGAAAUGAAUGGGAGGGGCAGAAUUGGGAGUUAGUUUUUUUUUUGGUGUUUGUUUUGUUUUGUUUUUUAAAGAAAUAACAGCAGUAUUAUUUAAAGAAUAAAAUAAAGAAUUCACUUGAAAUCCGUCAGGAGUAGAGAGUCUUUUCCGCGGCGCGGCGGCAGAGAGGUUGAGCGGAUGGGAUGGAGCCGGUUGCUGCUGUCGUAGAGGAUUCGGAGGUGCAAGGAGAACCUCCUUUAGAAGCUGCCGAGUCGGAUCGGGAGGUGUACACUCACUUCAUGAAGUCGCACCGCUGCUACGACCUCGUCCCCACCAGCUCCAAGCUGGUUGUGUUCGAUACCUCGCUCCAGGUGAAGAAGGCGUUUUUCGCUCUCGUCUCGAAUGGCGUUAGGGCAGCCCCUCUGUGGGACAGCAAGAAGCAGUGCUUUGUAGGCAUGCUAACUAUUACAGACUUCAUCAAUAUCCUGCAUCGCUAUUACAAGUCACCGUUGGUUCAGAUCUAUGAGCUGGAGGAACAUAAAAUUGAAACCUGGAGAGAGUUGUAUCUACAGGACUCUUUUAAACCACUAGUGAGCAUCUCUCCCAAUGCUAGUCUGUACGAUGCUGUCUCGUCGCUGAUAAAGAAUAAAAUCCACCGGCUGCCUGUGAUCGACCCCCUGACUGGCAACACGCUGUACAUCCUCACACACAAGCGCAUCCUCAAAUUCCUCAAGCUCUUUAUUUCUGAGAUGCCGAGGCCGGAGUUCAUGAAGAAGACCCUGGAGGAGCUGAGCAUCGGCACGUUUGAUAAGAUCGCGAUGGUGCGCACCAGCACGCCUGUAUACACAGCGCUGGGCAUCUUUGUAGAGCAGCGUGUCUCUGCCCUGCCUGUGGUGGAUGAGUCGGGGCGAGUUGUGGACAUUUACUCAAAGUUUGACGUUAUUAAUCUGGCAGCUGAGAAGACGUACAAUAACCUGGACAUCACAGUGACCAAGGCUCUGCAGCACCGCUCACAGUACUUUGAGGGCGUGCUCAAGUGCUACACACACGAGACGCUGGACACCAUCAUCAGCAGGCUGGUGGAGGCAGAGGUGCACAGGCUGGUGGUGGUGGAUGAGAACGAGGUGGUGAAAGGCAUCAUCUCCCUCUCCGACAUUCUGCAGGCGCUCGUCCUCACUGGUGGAGGAGUGAAGACUGCCUGAGAAGUGUCUGUCACAGACUGCUGGAUUCAGUAACAUCACCACCAGUGUGAGACCAAACCAGGCACAUCCCACUCAGCAUCUGGGAGAGUGUUGUCCAGAAAUAAACCAUUUGUACAGCAGCUCGAUGGGUCAGGGCAGGUUAUAGAAGAGAAGCAAAGACCGGGGUGUAAUCCAAAUGAUAGCACUGCUGUAGGGACUCGCGGUUUUAACAGCACCGCAAUAUACCAUGUAUCAUAUCAAUACUAUUUUUAUAUUUAAUUCAGUCCUUUAUCAUAGCAGUAGGCAAUAGUGGAGCACAGUUUUUGGAGGCACAGGGGGUGAUGUUAUUUUUUAUAAUUUUUAACUUGUCAAGGAAAUUGCUUGACCAAAACUAUACAUUUAAUUUGUUAUUAUUAUUAUUAUUAUUAUUAUUAUUAUUAUUAUUAUUAUUAUAAGCAGUAUGCAUUUGCCCAUAUCAGCACACUAAUUGUGCUCACAUUGUCAUGCUCAUCCCUAUGAAUUAUUUUUUCUGAUUUGUGCCUGCUGAAGAAGAAACUGUAUAGAUGUGAUUAUAAAAUUCCAAAACAAAUAAAAGAAACUCCUCUCGAAAAACCUAAAACAACAGCAAGCGCCUGAAAAUGUGUAAAAGCCGUUUCGCUUCUGAUCUGGCCUUUUUAAAAUCCUGUUUUACUUUCCUUUUAGUAUCCGUCAGUGUAAACUAAAAGUAAAAUUCAAUUAAAUAUUUCGACUACAGUAGUAGUGUUUUUUUUUUAAUGUCCUCAAAUAAAAUAAAAUCAGAGACUUUAUUUGAAAUGCUUGCCGUUGAAUUUUAGUUUCUUAUUGUUUCUACUGGAUGUUUAGUAGUUCUGGGUGAGACAUCUGCAACACAAUGUGUUUAUUAAAAAGAAACUGUAUCAAUGCAUUACCUGGUACUAUAUUCUGAGUUCCACAGAAGAAAGGGGGAUGUUGGUUGAUUCAAUGUUUCUGCUUGUUAUGCUUAUUCUGCCAGGUUAUUGGUGAAUUCCUGAUAGUCACUUUUUUAAAAGGUGAUAUUAAAAAGGUUGGACUGCACACAGUAUUCUACAUUUUUUCUGUUACCAAAGAACCUUGACUUGUAUUUCUCUUUGGGCUGGGCUGUAGGUCACAAAUGAUUUGCGUCUGCAUGCUGGUUAAAGUUGCAAACUGAACCGUUGCUGAAGCAGGUGAUCCUUCCCUUGAGUCACCAUUAUUAUGUGGACCGUUGCAGUGCAGGCUAGGGGUAAUGCUGGUUAGGUUUAUGUUGCUUUUUAAAUUAAGCCUUGCACAAGGUCUGUUUUUUCUGGUAUCUCUUCAGGGGGGGAGAUAUUAAGUAAAUUAUGUUGUGUUUAUAGUGACUUAAAUAGUCCGGACAGUUUCAGUUUGAAGUGAGUUAGCGAAUGGUCAUUGCACAGUUAAGUACAAUAGUUUAAUAGUUCUGUAACCGAGGCUGUUAGGGUCCAUUGCAUAAUACAUGUCCUGUCAAUCACCAAUGUGGUGAAUUCUCACAUUGGGGAAAUAGCACAGGAGACCUGUACACUAUAGUAAAUCAUUUUAGCAUCUUUUGAAAAACUAAUCCUAGCAUUGGGGAACACUGCAUAGCACAGAGCCACGUGGAAACGAAUAGAUAAUAAUAAUGGCAGUUUACAACAAAACUGCAUUGUUUCGUAAUCUGUAUUCUGCUAAAGUGUUGAGUCCCGGUUCUUCAGUUUGUCUUCCUGUUGUGUUCUGCCCUUGCUUCUGGUUAAGAGUAGGGUUGAGAAAGGGGCUUGCUCAAACUGCAGGAGCCAGCCUUUGACUCAACCGCUGCCUAAAACACCAGCCCAUCCCUGUGUGUGCAAACUGGGUGAAACGGCCAACACUGAAAUGCAGUUUCUCCCUGUUUGUUUGUUUGUGGAUUUCAAUCCUGUCUGUUUUGUGGUGGGUUCAGUUUGUUUAAUGAGUCGGGGGAAUGCUGUAUGCUGGCUGAGUAAAUGCAUGCACAAUGAUACACUUUCUUCCCAGGGGGGAAAGAAACCGCAUGCCAUCAUAAAAAAACACUUUAUACUGUCUCAUCCUUAUGAACAGAGUCAAACAAACACCAGCUAGUGUAAUGAUACUCCCCUUCACUGUGUGUCACGGUACCACGUCUGAAGCAGUUCUUUAUGCGCUGUGUUUUACAUGGCAUAAAUAAGUAUUCAUUAAUUGAAGUUCCAUGGUAUUAGACAGUCAUAGAUAUACUUGCAGGGUGCUUGUGUGUAUCCACCAUCAGCCUGCCAUUGCAAUUGUGUAAGUGGAGGAUGUUUAUCAAGACAUGUUUCCUGCUACAGCAAAUAUAUUUAAUAUUUUAAAAGCCAACUGUCGCUUUUCUGUUUGUCAUAACCAGGGUUGGAGUCAAUUCCUUUUUUUCAGUUCCAAUUCCUUGACCCCAACCCUGGUCAUAACAUCCUGGUGACUGUUUUUUAAAAAAAGUUACAUUUCACCCCCUGUGGCCUCAAUAGAGCUCUCAAACAUGUCUUCUCACUGAAGUGCAGUCAUGCACCACAGUGUACAACACUUUUUAAAAACCUUUUAUAAAGUCACCAGGAGUGGAUGAAUGAAACGGAAAAUUAUUUCAAAAAUUGUAAAAAUAAAGUAAAAAAUAAAAAUGCAUUCGUUUCAAACCUGCACCAGCCUGUCCAGUCCCUGAUUCCCUUUCAUAUGUAAUGUAAACACCAAGGGUAAUUGCCUAUUUAUUUAAUACUUGAUUAUGCCAUGUAAUGCACCAGACUGGCACCUCUUGUGUUGGAGAGAGGGGGCAAACAGUUCUGUAGAGGGGCUGCAGGCUUGUUUUUACCUCCUGCGGGUUGUUCAAACCCUGGUAAGAGAGGCUGGAGUUUCAGUCCUUGAAUGUCAGUAAACAUUUAAUUUCUUUUAGUGCAUUGCUGAAUGUCCAGUUAUUUCAUACUAGUUUAUAUCCUGUAUAUCUAUACUGUGUGUUCUUUUUUGGAAUGAUUGGAAUGAUGGCUUUUUUAAAUCUAUAUAUAUAUAUAUAUAUAUAUAUAUAUAUAUAUAUAUAUAUAUAUAUAUAUAUAUAUAUAUAUUCCCAUUUUAAGAAUCUAUAUCUGGAACAAUUUAGUGCGUGCAAUGAAUUGUAUUUAUUUGAUUCUUUUUUUGUGCAUGAUAUUUUGAAAUGGUGCUUUGGAUCACUUUUUUAAUUUGUAGUUUUUAUUUGAUUUAUUAUUUUUAUUGAAUAUCAGUACAGUGUGUGUAUAAUAUAUAUAUAUAUAAAUUGCAUCGACUGUAUUUCAGUUCAAUAAUAAAGUGUAGUAUAAUUUC